AUGAACAACAAAACAUCACCAUCCACAUCGCUGGAGAAACAGCUCGACGAACACCAUGUGGCUGAAGUCGAUGAUCUGGUCCCCUACGAACUUGACCCAGAGACCGAUAGACGCCUGCUAAGAAAGACCGACCUCUACCUAUGUCCAGUCAUGAUGUUUGUUUACGCGGUUCAGUUCAUGGACAAGUCCACCAACUCCACAGCGUCCGUUAUGGGGCUUCGAGAAGACUUAGGCAUGAAGGGAGACAUGUACUCCUGGACAGGAACGGCAUUCUACCUCGGCUAUCUCGCAUUCGAGUUCCCAGCAGUCUACCUUCUUCAACGAUUCCCUCUCAUCAAGACCCUCAGUACCUUCAUCAUUGUCUGGGGAAUAGUUCUGUGUCUCCAUGCCACGCCCAACUAUGCUGGAUUUAUCGCCCUCAGAACUAUUCUGGGCAUGCUCGAGUCUGCCGUGACUCCAGCCUUCGUCAUUGUUACUGCUCAAUGGUACAAAAGAGAAGAGCAGUUUCUCCGAACCGCCAUCUGGCUAGGGGCUAACGGGAUCGGUAUCAUUGUGGGCUCCCUCAUGGCUUAUGGACUUGCUAACAACAACAGUCUACCGAUACAUGGCUGGAAACUCGUCUUUAUUAUUACAGGAGUCAUCACUAUCUUUGCAGGUGUUGUGGUUCUGUUUCACAUCCCUGAUGACCCUUCAAAGGCCUGGUUUCUGACCCCCAGCGAGCGGAAACUAGUGUUGAUCCGAAUCAGAUCCAAUCAGCAGGGCUUUGAGAACAAAAAGUUCAAAAAGGACCAGUUCAUCGAGGCUUUCACAGACAUACGAACCUGGCUCUACUUCUUCUUCUGCUUGACCUCCAACAUCCCCAACGGAGGUAUCACAAACUUCAAUACCAUCUUGUUCUCUGAGACUUUAGGACUAGGACCAGUAAAAGGACUUCUGAUGCAAAGUCCACAGGGAGCCACUGAACUAGUGGGCUGCAUUCUGUUUGGUUUGCUGGUUCAAUACACUCAGAAACGACUUCUCAUGUCCAUGAUUGCCCAGUCCAUCUCAGUAAUGGCCAUGUGUCUCCUAGCAUUCAUUCCAGAUAACCAGGCUGCAGGUCUGGCUGGACUCUACAUUCUCAUCAUCUACCCUGUGGGAUUCAUUUGUAUUCUGUCUUCGGUGGCUUCCAACACUGCUGGUCAUACCAAGAAGGUCACCGUCAAUGCUAUUCUUCUCAUUGGAUACUGCGUGGGAAACCUCAUUGGUCCCCAAACAUUCCGAGCUUCGGACGCUCCCUCUUAUGUGCCUGCAAAGGUGUCAAUGGUGGUUCUCUUCUUCGUCGCCAUAGGUCUCAACGGAGUGCUCAUGUGGGUCAACUACCGAGAAAACAAGAAGCGAGACGAAGAGGGUUGUUUUGCUACCCCCGAGCAGCUGGAAAAGAUCCAAUGCCAGGAUCUUACUGACAAGCAGAACCGUUUCUUUAGAUAUGCCAACUAG
Molecule: messenger RNA, 1476 nt
Organism: Yarrowia lipolytica CLIB122
Lineage: Eukaryota; Fungi; Ascomycota; Dipodascomycetes; Dipodascales
Biological process (GO): dipeptide transport; allantoate transport; tripeptide transport
Cellular component (GO): plasma membrane
Molecular function (GO): dipeptide transmembrane transporter activity; allantoate transmembrane transporter activity
Source: RefSeq, a predicted model, not a curated record